UGAGUGUCCGCUGCUGUCUGGAGCACGGUCCUUUUAAAUCGAGGGACCCUUGUUCAUGGGGCUCAGGUCGGGGCUCCUGCAUCAGCGCCGCUGUUCUCCAGGGUCUGCAGAUCCUGAAAAUCCCUGGGUAUCAUCUCUUCCCGUCUCAAGAUGGAUAACAAGAAGCGCCUGGCCUACGCCAUCAUCCGCUUCCUGCACGAUCAGCUGCGGCAUGGGGGGCUCUCAUCUGAUGCCCAGGAGAGCUUGGAAGUUGCAAUCCAGUGCCUGGAAACUGCUUUCGGGGUGACGGUGGAAGACAGCGACCUCGCACUUCCUCAGACUCUUCCAGAAAUAUUUGAAGCCGCCGCAGGCAAGGAGAUGCCACAGAACCUGAGGAGCCCCGAGCGAACCCCACCUUCAGAGGAGGACUUGGCGGAGGCAGAGCGCCUCAAAACCGAAGGAAAUGAGCAGAUGAAAGUUGAGAACUUUGAGGCCGCCGUGCACUUAUAUGGGAAAGCCAUCGAGCUCAAUCCUGCAAACGCCGUCUAUUUCUGUAACAGAGCUGCAGCCUACAGCAAGCUGGGGAAUUAUGCAGGUGCCGUGCAGGACUGCGAGCGGGCCAUCUGCAUAGACCCGUCCUACAGCAAAGCGUAUGGGAGGAUGGGCCUGGCACUGUCCAGUUUGAACAAGCACACAGAGGCCGUAGCCUACUAUAAGAAGGCCUUGGAGCUGGACCCUGACAACGAAACAUAUAAGUCCAACCUCAAGAUAGCGGAACUAAAGCUGAAAGAGACCCCCAGUCCGACAGGAGGGGUCGGCAGCUUCGACAUCGCAGGCCUGCUGAACAACCCCGGCUUCAUGAGCAUGGCAUCGAACCUGAUGAACAAUCCCCAGGUUCAGCAGCUCAUGUCUGGGAUGAUUUCCGGCAACCACAACCCCUUGGGGACUGCCGGCACCAGCCCCUCACAGAAUGACCUGGCCAGUCUCAUCCAGGCCGGCCAGCAGUUUGCGCAGCAGAUGCAGCAGCAGAACCCAGAGUUGAUUGAGCAGCUUCGAAGUCAGAUCCGAAGUCGGACGCCCAGUGCCAGCAAUGAUGACCAGCAGGAGUGACCACCUACCCACAGGCCACACAGAGGUGCACUGGACUGAGAUCUCAGCAGCCGCGGUAGUGCCCUCUCGGACCCGGGCGCCCGCCGGUCUGACCACCUGCCUGUCUCGUCCUUCCAGCCGUUCCAGCGCCGUCGGGUUCUUCCAGGCUGAGUGGAGCCCCCACGUGUUGUUUUCUUCUAUUGGAUUGCCCAAGAGGGAAAAAGAAAAAGAAACUGGACCUGCAUGUGAUAGAUUUUUAUGCUUUUAUUUCUUUCCCUUCACCCUCCCCUCCCUUUUUGUACUCCCUCAGGGCUCCCAGACCCUUCUCAAAACAGAGCCAGCAAGUUGUGAGCACAGACCAGCACCAGUCUUCAAAAACCCAGUCACUAAAGUGUUUCCUAGAAUAUUCCAGAGUGGGGAUUGUCCUCGGGUCGUUCUCCAAGAAGCUGUCGGCUUCACUUCCAGCCACGUCUGAAGCCCACUCUGGGGUCCUGCUCCCUCGGUCUGUCUUCACAAGAAGCCUCUUUCUGAGUCAACUUUGGCUGCUCAGACUAGCUCACUGCCAGUCGGGGUCUGGGCACCAGUGUCCACCAGGCCUUUGGACCACAGGUUUUUGCAUGAGGAACUCUAUCUAGUUGCAGAUUCCUAAAGACAUUUUCAUUGCCCGUCGGGAGUGGGACCAUCUUGGGGUGCCCAGGGCCAGCUUCUGGGACAGUCAAGCAUUUUGAUCGAUGCGCUUUUCACUCCCUUUGAUCCUUCCCCAGUACUGACACCCACGAAGGGUGUAGUCAUGACCUUCCUGCCUGGCCUCCUGAGCAGUCCUAGCCUGCCUGUGUGUCUGGGCCCAUGAACUCCCAGAGGGCUCCACCUCCUGUUCUGGGGCCCCUGGGGCCACCCUGCUCAGCCUGCGAUUGCCACCAGGCAAGAGCUGCCUCCAAGGAGGGCAAACCCACAACAAGCCAGGGCUGGGCAGCCUGCCUACGACACAAGGUCACCAUGGAUGUCCCCGAUUUCUGCUUGGGCAGGGAGUUGGGGGGAGAUCUGCUGAGCUCCCCUGUGCUGGCAGCAGUGUGGGAGGCUCCCGGGUGGUCUGCAAGAUCAACCAGUGAUGUGUGUGAUAGGAAACUAGUAGGAAGAAGGGCCACUGCCAGCCCCCUGCAGUCAUCACAUGGCUGGCAAGGUGGCCCUAACUCUGAGUACUUGCCAUGGUAAUGAGAGUAACGUGUGGGGAAUAAAUAGACAUUGUGACCUCU
Messenger RNA from Artibeus jamaicensis (Jamaican fruit-eating bat), 2321 nucleotides. It is a transcript of the gene SGTA, whose product is annotated as small glutamine rich tetratricopeptide repeat co-chaperone alpha. The record is from RefSeq and is a predicted model, not a curated record. Bases 151 to 1089 code for a protein of 312 amino acids. Gene Ontology annotation, cellular component: TRC complex; membrane. Gene Ontology annotation, biological process: post-translational protein targeting to endoplasmic reticulum membrane. Lineage: Eukaryota; Metazoa; Chordata; Mammalia; Chiroptera; Phyllostomidae. The transcript has 12 exons. Gene Ontology annotation, molecular function: molecular adaptor activity; protein binding.